Messenger RNA from Aaosphaeria arxii CBS 175.79, 1017 nucleotides. RefSeq names its product ribonuclease HI large subunit. The transcript is spliced from 2 exons. Gene Ontology annotation, cellular component: ribonuclease H2 complex. Gene Ontology annotation, molecular function: RNA binding; RNA-DNA hybrid ribonuclease activity. The record is from RefSeq and is a predicted model, not a curated record. Gene Ontology annotation, biological process: mismatch repair; DNA replication, removal of RNA primer. Lineage: Eukaryota; Fungi; Ascomycota; Dothideomycetes; Pleosporales. The coding region runs from base 1 to 1017 and encodes 338 amino acids.
AUGGCCGAGACACUAGAAGACGUUCAAAUGGACACAGAGGAGAUCGAACAGGAGACACCUACCUCCGGAGUUUUCAUGGCGCCCUCGGUCAACCGAUCUGACAUAAUUGAGGGAAAGUCAUAUUCGCACUAUUCACCAAUACCUGCAGCAAUCAAGGACGACGAGACACAAGAAAUCGUGUUAGGUGUUGAUGAAGCUGGACGAGGACCUGUGUUAGGUCCAAUGGUGUACGCUCUCUUCUACCUCCCCAUUGAACUCCACCAUUCACUCCUUGCCGACACACACCAUUUCGAUGAUUCGAAGGUGCUCACGCCGCAAGUUCGCUCAUCCUUGAUGGAGAAGAUAUGCUCAUCAGGUACCGACCUGCACAAAUCUUGUGGGUGGGCAACGAGACUGCUGUCAGCGCGCGACAUAUCUGCCGAUUCGCUUGCCCCCAACAAGUACAAUCUGAACGCGCAAGCGAUGGAUGCAACGAUCAACCUGAUCAAGGAGGUGAUGGCGCGUGGCGUCAACGUCAAGGAGAUAUACAUCGACACAAUUGGCAAACCGGAGGUCUAUCAGAAGAAGCUGGAACGCAUCUGGCCAACGGUACGGAUAACGGUCGCAAAGAAGGCAGACAGUCUGUACCCUGUCGUGUCAGCAGCGUCGGUGUGUGCGAAAGUCACCAGAGAUGCAGCGCUCGAGGUCUCUUAUGCUCCGUAUCAGAAUGCGGAGGCGUCAGGUGGUGAGAUCGCGUGGGGUUCAGGCUACCCAUCUGACCCACGGACUUCGUCGUGGCUCAAACAAAACAUCGACCCUGUGUUUGGAUGGGGGAACGAGUGCCGUUUCUCGUGGAGCACUGCAAAGGAACUGCUAGAGGGGAAGAAUGCUGAGCUACAGAUUGACUGGCCAGUGGAAGAGGACGAGGGCAAUGAUCUGCGGAUGACGAAUUUCUUCAGCGCACAGGGCGAGAAGGGCGGCAAUGAAAUGGUGGAUUGGUACGGAAAGAGAGUUACAGAAGAGAUGGAAUGUUUCUAG